CAUUUACCCACUGAAAAACUAUAGGAUGGUCGUUUGAAAGUGUUAUUUGCGAAUUUGCGCCACCUUCUAAGUUUAUUUUUAAAAUAGCAUAGAUACUUAACUUGAUGGCAAGUCCGCAUGUACCUACUAGACAGGAACCUCUCGGCCAAUCACAGAUUUAUUAGCCAUGCCAGUUGGGGCGGUUUACUUGGACUAUGUGCGGAUCCUGCGGCGGUUCCUGUGGUUCAACGGCUGCUGGCCGGGACAGCUGUUCGGGGAGGAGGUUCCUCUCUUCAUUCGGUACCACAAGUACCACGUUCUUGGCCAGUUCACAGUCAAUCUGAUGGCUCAGAUCAAUUUCCUGUGGAAGUUCCAUAAAGAUAUCUCCUUCCUGAUGAUGGGACACGUUUACAUAACAACUUUCUUAACUUCGGUGUCCUUAGUGCGAUCAUCAUUGCCACAUUUUGAAGAAUACAGAAAUAUUGUAAAUACUUUUCUGACGGAAUUUCAUUUAUAUUAUCACAAACAAAAGGGCAAAUAUGAGGCUGAGAUUUCUGCGUAUUGGGACAAGUUCUCGUACUGGUUUUCGUUGUGCCAGAUGGCGCUGAUGCUGCUGGGCAUGACGAGCUUCAACGUGCUGCCCAUUUACAAGAGCAUCCAGGCGGGCGCCUUCACCACCAGGGACAUCGACCGGGACAAUGUGGAAUUCGCCGUCUACUUUGCUGUACCAGGAAUCGACUGCUACGAUUAUUUCUACAUACUGACCGCAUUGAAUGUUUACUUCUCUUACAUAACUGCGUGUAGCAUCUGCGUUCUAGACCUGCUUUUGUCUCUUAUAGUAUUUCAAAUAAUUGGACACAUUCAAAUCCUAAAUUAUAAUAUUUUAAACAUACCGAUGCCGGAAGGGUUAAAAUACAAUAAAGAGGAAAAUAGUGUGAUUGGUAAACACUUGAUUUCCAUUAUAGAUCAACACCGGUACAUAGUAAGAUUUGCUGCUACGAUAUCAUCAUUUUUUGGGCCCAUGCUGGCCAUGAACUACAUGUUUCAUCUAGUUAGUGGCUGUAUACUACUUUUAGAAUGCGCCCGACCUGAUCCUGAAACCCUGGCUCGCUUUGGACCCCUCACCAUUAUUGUAUUUGGACAAUUAAUACAAUUAUCUAUAAUAUUUGAAUUCGUUGGUUACAUAAGUGAGAAGCUGAUCGACGCAGUGUACUGCAUGCCGUGGGCGAGCAUGGACGUCAGCAACCAGAAGACGGUCAAAUUCUUCCUGAGCCGCAUCCAGACGCCCAUCCAGCUCACCGCCAUGGGCAUCGUGCCCGUCGGCGUGCAGACCAUGCUAAAGAUAUUGAAAACAACUAUGUCAUACUUCGCUUUGCUGAAAUCGAUUAGUGCCGAUUAAUUAUAGGCUGAAAAAUUAUAUCCUUAAAUAAAACAUAAAAUAUACUUAGGUAAGUACUUAUACUUUGAAAUUUAUGAAAAUACAUAGUCAUAAUUAUUGUUUGUUACAUGAAUAAAUACAUGAAUUU
Molecule: messenger RNA, 1505 nt
Organism: Plutella xylostella (diamondback moth)
Lineage: Eukaryota; Metazoa; Arthropoda; Insecta; Lepidoptera; Plutellidae
Product: odorant receptor 13a
Biological process (GO): detection of chemical stimulus involved in sensory perception of smell; sensory perception of smell
Cellular component (GO): plasma membrane
Molecular function (GO): odorant binding; olfactory receptor activity
Source: RefSeq, a predicted model, not a curated record